Messenger RNA from Phragmites australis (common reed), 1068 nucleotides. Its product is annotated as PLASMODESMATA CALLOSE-BINDING PROTEIN 3-like. The transcript is spliced from 4 exons. Lineage: Eukaryota; Viridiplantae; Streptophyta; Magnoliopsida; Poales; Poaceae. The record is from RefSeq and is a predicted model, not a curated record. The coding region runs from base 226 to 741 and encodes 171 amino acids.
UGCUCGUGAAAAACAGAGACCGAACCCUUUGAUUGGCUGCUCGGCUCAGCGGUUCUCCGUUCUCCAUUGUGCAAAAAACCCUGCCUCCGCCUGCCCUGCCUGCCGUUGCAUUUAAACCCCUUCGCCUGCUAUAGAGAAAGGCCAAGGCAGUACCAGGCAAGGCACACCGUGAAGGAGCUUGAGCUUUCUCACUGCCGUCACAAGCCUCACAGCAGCGUGUGCUCCAUGGCGGACGCAGCUCGCCUCAUGCUGCUGGUGGCCGUGGCCGCCGCGCUCGCCGGCCGGUCAGACGGCGCGUGGUGCAUGUGCCGCACGGAACAGCCGGACAGCGUGCUGCAGAAGACGCUGGACUACGCGUGCGGCGACGGCGCGGACUGCAAGCCCAUCCUGCAGAACGGCGCCUGCUUCGCCCCGGACACCGUCAGGGCCCAUUGCUCCUACGCCGUCAACAGCUUCUACCAGCGCAACAACCAGAACCCCCAGGCAUGCAUCUUCUCCGGCACCACCACCCUCGUCAGCAGCGAUCCAAGCGGCGGUGGCUGCCAGUACCCUGCAUCCCCAAGCGCUGCUGUGACGAGCACAACACCGACUGGCGGCAACGGCGUGUACAGCCCUCCUACGUUAGGCCCUUCAGCCUUGAACGACAACAACGGCGCUGGCAUCGGCCGGGCGAUCGGAAUCGUCAAGCGGGUGGUGAUCUUGGCUUGCUGCGCGCUCAUGGUUCUCUUCCUCAGGGCGUGAUCACCAUCUCCUACUAUUUAGUCGUCUGGUUUCAUGCACCUUUUCUUCCAGUGGCGGGCAGAAAGAACCUUUUGACGACAUUCCAUAUCAUUCAGGUGCAGAAUUAGGGUGUUAUGAAAACCCUUUAGGCUUUGCAUGCAUUGUCGUAGCUGUUGCGAUUUCCUUUUACUUUAUCAGCUGUAAAUCUAGGAGGGAUGUUGACAUGUUGUGACUUGUGGACAUGGUGUUUCAAUUGUAAUGGGGUGUAAGGGGUGAUGUUGUUCCUACGCCUGCUUUGCCUGAAUCCUUGAUGGACAGUGGUAAUUUCCCGGUGAUUGUUGAGAGAAC